AGCUGAACUGCCCUGCUGCCUGCCCAGAAAAAAUAGAGAACCACCAAACUGACCACAACCACUCCAUCACGACAAAUCACACCCUAUUGUGUACAAGUCACGCUGCACGGAAGAACCACGGUCUCUGGUAACCCCAUACGUGCACGUCUUUUUCGUUUUUCUCCAGCUCCAUAGCGUCCUAGCCUCGUUCUACCCGUUGUCUGGCGUCUGUACCAUACACCGCUACGCCCAUCAAAUGAUCCCUCUGGUGCCCGUUCAACUGGGCAUGGUCCUUGCGUGAGUCGACUAUUGUCGCGGCGAGUCUCUGAUGGGACAUAUUUGAAAACUUAACCAACCUUGGAUCUCAUAUCCCUGCCCUCUGAUGGUGUGUCCAGAUCCAUUUGUGCCUGGGCUCUGAGAAAUGGUUGGAACGCAGGAUGAAGCUGGAUCCACCGCCGGCGUGCGGCGACGGCACUCGACGCAAUAUGACGAUGACCCGACUACCCUCCGCGAGGUUCGUCCCACGACCGACGAAGUAUCCAAUUUGGACGCUCAAACUUCACCCCAGGCCGUGGUAUCCUCGACCACGUCCGGUAUCGAGAGUCGUCGCUCGUCCAUGCCCGCAGGCACCGAACCUGCUCCGAGGGUCAGAUUCUCCGAAGACACUCCUAGAGCUUUGCAUAGAACGAGAGUGAGCGAAGGUUCGGCCAUGCCAAUGCGUGCUGCGGGCAUCUCGAGCGCAAGCGGCGCUGGCAUGCCCGGACGACCUCGAGCACCCAGCCUGUCGAUUGACACUACAUUGGCUUCAUCUCGUCCCGGUGGAAACAAUCAACAGAUGCGCAUGUCCCCCGUCGCGGUGACCUCUCCAACUUCUCCAUUGACUGGUCCAUCGCACGUGUCCCCGGUGGUGUCACCAUCUUCACCACGGACCCGGACCCGAGGAUAUUCACUGCGAAGAUCACUCUUUGCGAGAGGCAUCAACAAUCAGGUUGAGCGCGGUGGAAGCGUCGUGGAAAUGACACCAGUGGGCCCGUCAGCUGGACCGUUGCCCGCCGUGAACCCCGCCGGAGUCGAUCAGAGCCAUAAACGCAAGUCGAGUGGCACCUCUAUCAGCGUUUCUCCACUGCCCAACCUUGAUGAAAUCCCGCCAAAAAUGUCCCCGCCAAAUGGAGGAGCCAAGAUUUCGGCGUUGCCUCAUUACGAGUCAUGGGUGAAACGUCGCGCAAGCCGUCUGGGCUUCAUUCACAAAACCAAAGCGGCCUACGAAAAGGCACGAAAGACGAUACUUCGAAUUAACGAACUUCCUCCGAGCAAAGAUGGGCGACAUAUUCCACUGGAUCCGAUGCGGAAGAAAGCUCUCACCGAUGAGCGAACCGGCAGAGGUUACGUUGCGAAUACUGUUCGUUCUUGCAGAUACACCAUUUACAGUUUCGUGCCACGGCAAUUAUUUGCCCAAUUCUCCAAAUUGGCUAAUUUCUAUUUCCUUUGCGUUUCCAUCCUGCAGAUGAUACCCGGUCUCAGUACCACUGGAACAUAUACCACCAUUGUUCCCUUGCUCUUUUUCGUCAGCAUUUCCAUGGCCAAAGAAGGAUUUGAUGACCUUCGGCGAUAUCGUUUGGAUAAGGCCGAGAAUGAUCGGGAUGCUGCUGUCCUUCAUGUCUAUCGGCCUACUUUGACGGAUCCUGAGCAAGGAGAAGCUGCAUCGCCCACGGCUCCUGGUCCCAAGCACUGGGCGCCGACAAAAUGGAAGGACAUCCAGGUCGGAGACAUUAUCAAACUGGAGCGUGACGAUGCUGUCCCUGCCGACAUUGUUUUGCUCAACGCCGACGGCCCCAACUCGAUGGCCUAUGUAGAGACAAUGGCUUUGGAUGGCGAGACGAAUCUCAAGAGCAAGCAAGCAACUGCAGCUUUGGCGAAACGAUGCAAGAGUGUGGAUGAACUCGCAGCUUGCACCGCCCAGUUUGUUGUCGAGGACCCUAAUUUGGACCUCUACAACUUUGAAGGAAGGGUGACGAUCGAUGGAGAGACGCAUCCGCUCACGAACAGCGAGAUCGUCUAUCGAGGGAGCAUUUUGCGCAAUACGCCCGAAGCCGUUGGAAUAGUCAUCUACACGGGAGAGGAGUGCAAGAUUCGCAUGAAUGCAACCAAGAAUCCUCGCAUCAAGGCGCCGGCUCUACAGGCCAGAGUCAAUCGCAUUGUCAUCAUCAUUGUCAUCUUCGUCAUUGUAUUGGCCAUUUUCAACACUGUUGCCUAUCAGAUCUGGUCAAAUAAUGUUGAAGAUAAGUCAUGGUAUUUGACUAACGCAGACGUGUCCUUUUUCCCCAUUCUCACGUCCUUUAUCAUCAUGUUCAACACCAUGAUUCCAUUGUCUCUUUAUGUCAGUUUGGAAAUUGUUAAAUUGGCCCAGAUGUUUCUGAUGAAUGACGUUGACAUGUAUGACGACGUUUCAAAUACACCAAUGGAAGCCAGGACAUCUACGAUCAAUGAAGAACUGGGACAAGUCAGCUAUUUAUUUUCGGACAAAACCGGCACUUUGACAGAGAACACCAUGCGGUUCAGAAAAAUGAGCGUCGCUGGCACUGCAUGGUUGCAUGAAACCGACAUUCAGCGCGAAGCGGUCGCCCAGGCAGAGCGUCAGAAGCAGCAAUUGCAGCGAAGACGAAGCAAAGGCAAAAAGGCGGCCAAGCGGCGCAGUAUUGUCUCAUUAUCCAGCGCAGCGCCUCGUCCAUCUAAUCUCUCGUCGUCCAAACCAGCUUUGGCGCGUCAAACCGAGUAUGAUGGCGAGGAACCCCCUAGUGCGACGUGGAAAUCAACCGCAAGACCCUCGAAACACCAGCCUGAGCUCUCAACCACACAGCUUCUUCGGUACUUGCAGUAUAAGCCGCAUACCGUCUUCGCCCGAAAAGCUCGGUUCUUUCUUUUAUCCAUUGCUCUCUGUCAUACUUGCGUGCCGGAGACUGACGAGGACGGCAACAUUGACUUUCAGGCAGCUUCUCCUGACGAGCUGGCUCUGGUUCGGGCCGCCCAGGAGAUGGGCUUUUUGGUCAUAGACAGACAAGUGGGCACUAUCACGCUCAAAUCUUUCCCCCGGGGGCGAGAAGAUGAGCCCAACUUGGAGGUGUACGAGAUCCUCGAUGUGAUUGAGUUUUCCAGUAAGAGAAAGAGAAUGUCCAUUAUCGUUCGCUUCCCGAACCACAGAAUUUGCCUUUUCUGCAAAGGCGCCGACUCCAUCGUCAUGGGUCUACUGCGACAGUCAAGCUUGGCUACCGAGAAAGCCGUAGAGAUUGAGCGCAGGGCGAGCAUCCGGAAGAGUAUCGAAGCUGAGCAGGCCAUCCGGCGCAACAGCGAGCAAAUUAGCCGCAGCAACAGCGUCAGCAGGCCAAGCAUCACUCUCGGGCGGACCAGUCUCAGUGGCAUCGGAAGACCAAGCAUGACUGGAAAUAGACUACAGCCUAUUCGAGAUGAGAUUGACACCUGGCUCCGAUCACGAGAACAAGACGUUGAUAUCUCAUCAGUCGAGGAUGACAGUGCCUUUUAUUCUCCACGACCUUCGGCUCAGUACGGAGGACGUCGGUCCAUGGCAAUCUCCGAACCCAGAAGCUCUUUUCAAGGGGAGUUUGACGAGGAACUUGUCGAGGAAGCGCUCGUUGUUGAUGACCAUGCUGUUUUCGAACGCUGCUUCCAGCACAUUAACGAUUUUGCAACCGAAGGACUGAGGACCUUGAUGUACGGCUAUCGUUAUAUCGAUGAACAGGAAUACAAGGUGUGGAAGAAGGGCUACUUGGAAGCAACAACAAGCCUGGUAGAUAGGCAAGAGAUGAUUGAGAGGGCUGCAAAUAUCAUCGAGAACCGACUUGAGCUUGCCGGUGCGACCGCGAUUGAGGAUAAGUUGCAGAAGGGUGUUCCCGAAGCAAUCGACAAGCUGCGGAGGGCGGGGAUCAAGAUGUGGAUGUUGACUGGUGAUAAACGGGAGACUGCCAUCAACAUUGGUCAUUCCUGCCGGUUAAUCAAGGAUUACUCCUCGGUCACAGUGCUUGACCACGAGGAUGGGCACAUCCAGCAGCACAUUGCCAGCGCAAUCAUUGAGGUCAACAAAGGUAGCGUUGCGCACUCUGUCGUCGUUGUUGAUGGACAAACCCUUACGAUUAUUGGUCUCGACGAGACGACACAGUCGCUCUUCUAUGAUUUGGCCAUGGCCGUGGAUAGUGUCAUAUGCUGUCGAGCCAGUCCUAGUCAGAAGGCUUCUUUGGUGAGUGCCAUUCGCACCAAGGUCAAGGGCUCCAUUACAUUGGCGAUUGGUGAUGGCGCCAAUGAUAUCGCUAUGAUUCAAGAGGCACACGUUGGAAUUGGUAUCACUGGAAAAGAAGGGCUUCAAGCAGCCAGAACUUCUGAUUAUUCGAUUGCCCAAUUCAGGUUCCUCCUGAAACUACUGUUGGUUCAUGGGCGCUGGAACUAUAUCAGAACAUGCAAAUAUACUCUCGGCACGUUCUGGAAGGAAAUGCUCUUCUACCUCACCCAAGCUUUGUAUCAGCGGUGGGCUGGGUACACAGGUACCAGUCUCUACGAAUCAUGGAGUCUGAGCAUGUUUAACACAUUGUUUACUUCUCUGCCUGUCAUUUUCCUUGGUAUUUUUGAAAAGGACCUCGCGGCGUCUACGCUUCUUGCUGUGCCAGAGCUGUACAAUAAAGGACAGCAGAGUAAAGGAUUCAAUCUCAGGGUAUACUUGGGAUGGAUGUUUAUGGCUUCGUCGGAAGCCAUGGUCAUUUAUUUCUUGAUGCUCGGAUUAUUCGGACAACCAUGGUUCACCAAGGACAAUGGUCUGUUUGCCAUGGGCGACUUGACUUUUACUGCAUGUAUCAUCAUUAUCGCCUCUAAGAUGCAGCUGCUUGAGGUUUACAAUCGAUCAGUCAUGGUUAUCGUCAGCCUGCUGCUGUCCAUUGGUGGUUGGUUCUUAUGGAACAUUAUCCUCACCGAAACGUACUCGAAAAACAAUAUUUACAACGUCAAGGAUGGAAUUCUUAAGCGAUUUGGGCGCGAUGGACUGUGGUGGCUCACCCUUCUUCUUAUUGUGGUAUCGUGUUUCGCAUUGGAGAUUGCUGUCACCGCACUUCGCUCAGCCUAUUUUCCCACGGACGUCGACGUCUUCCAAGAGUGUGAAAAGGAUCCUGCCAUCCGGCGACGGUUUGAAGAAGCUGCAGCGCUUGAGCUCCAGCAAAGCCUGGAAUCUCAGCGCAAGGCCUUCAGCGUCGAAUUGGAUCAGGAAGCUCAACGCGAAGGCGAGAUCCAGGAACUCCUUGAUCGCCCUCGCGUCAUGGAAGAGGGCAGAGCCUCAGCAUCGGCGACACCACCACCCGAUGCUCGAAUGUCAGUCGACGUUGCCGCCACUGCGUAUCAAAGCCCAGAGGCCAUUGGUGCCACCGCAGUCAAUGGCUCCUCGGCGGCUAGACGCUCAAUGGACACAAAUGAACUCCUUUUGCGACGAUUUGGACCUGCCAAAAACGAUUAAACGACUUUUUUUUCUUUCUCUGUCCGUCGUACCUUGUUCGAUUUCUUCGCCUACAGCUUUGAUUGAGGUAGACUCAAAAACGUCUUAUCUCCUUUUUAUUUAUUUAUUUGUAUAUAUUUGUGUACGGGAUGUCCAUAUGCAGAGAUACCACGGGACAUAGCUUGCCAGUUUGCAGGUUUUUGCGGGUUUUCCUUUCCUUAUUUCUCUUUUCCCUCUUUCAUUGAUUUCUAAUUUCUUUUUUCUCUUUCAUUAUUUAUCUCUCCCAGCUUAGCAGUUACACCUUUGGCACGCUAGACGUUUACAGACCCAUGAGCGGCUGUGCAAGGAUAAAAAAAGUUAUUUCUAGCAUGAUCAGCAUCAGGGAAAGCAGAAAAGGGAGG
This is a messenger RNA of Xylona heveae TC161, 5865 nucleotides long. Its product is annotated as phospholipid P-type ATPase transporter. Gene Ontology annotation, biological process: endocytic recycling; phospholipid translocation; intracellular protein transport. Gene Ontology annotation, molecular function: ATPase-coupled intramembrane lipid carrier activity; ATP binding; magnesium ion binding. Gene Ontology annotation, cellular component: plasma membrane. Lineage: Eukaryota; Fungi; Ascomycota; Xylonomycetes; Xylonales; Xylonaceae. The record is from RefSeq and is a predicted model, not a curated record. The coding region runs from base 401 to 5485 and encodes 1694 amino acids. The transcript has 9 exons.